Messenger RNA from Racocetra persica, 1302 nucleotides. The record is from the annotation of a GenBank genome assembly. NCBI's taxonomy places the organism in Eukaryota, Fungi, Glomeromycota, Glomeromycetes, Diversisporales, Gigasporaceae.
AUGCCCAAGAGAAUAACCCUUACUGAAGAACAAAAAAGUGAACUUUGUGCCUUCGCUCGUGUUAAUAAAAAAAAUCGAUCACAAUAUAUUGAUUGGAUUGAAAACAAGUGGAGUCUUAGAGUCGAUGAAAGUACAAUUUCACGUAUCUUGAAGAUAUCUGAGGAACGACUUGAUAAUGGAAUCAGUAAUUCUAAAACAAAGCGUCACAGAGCUGUUACCUAUCCAGAACUUGAUCUCGCCCUUAAAGAGUUCAUGCUGAUUUAUCAGCAUCGAACAGUUUUAACUGAUGCUUUACUCGUCGAAAAAGCAAAGGUACUUGCUGAUGGUUUGAGAAUCUCUCAAGGGACACUAAAUUUUUCUCCUGGCUGGCUUUAUAAAUUCAAGAAUCAAAAUGGUAUUCGUCUACGACAGCUUCAAGGAGAAGCCGCAUCCGCUGACAUGGUGGCAAUUAACAAUGUCAUGCUGUUAAUAAAAAAUAAAUGUGCAAGUUACCCUCCUGAAAGAAUCUACAAUAUAGACGAGACCAGGCUUUUCUAUCGGUAUAAGUCUCUUAUUAAUGGCUCUCACAAGAUAGAUCCUCUUGUAAUUGGAAAGUACAAAAAACUGCGUUGCUUUAAAAACAUCAGAAUUAGUAAUUUGCCUAUGAAAUACAGAAACAGUGCUAAAGCCUGGAUGAUCAUAUCUCUUUUUCAUGAGUGGAUUCUUGAAUUUGAUUGCCAAGUCGGUUUGAAGUAUCAGGGCCAACGUGUGCUUUUGCGCCUUGAUAACUGCCCUAGCCAUGAUAUUGGCAGUGUUAUUCUCCGAUUUACUGAGGUUUUAUUUUGCCCCAAACACAACCUCAAGGAUUCAGCUCAUGGACGCCGGUAUCAUUAUGAGUUUCAAGAGGAAUUAUCGUCUUGGAUGUUACAAGAAGUUGAAAAUGGACAGCAUGCAGAAGAUUUAAAAAUGAAUGUGUUACAAGCUAUCCAUUUUAUCAUUCAAGGGUGGGACGAAGUUAAAGCCAACACAAUUCGCAAUUGUUGGUAUCAAACAAAGAUUCUUUCUGCAGAUACCAACUCUAAUUUACGAAGUUCUUUAGAGGAUUUUCACCAAACCACUAACCCUGUUCUCAACAAUAUUGCCGAUGCACUUAACGCUCUUGACCUUCUCGAUCCUAUGCAAGUUGAAGAGUAUUUGGCAAUCCCUGAAGAAAAUAUCGUUUAUGAAGUUCCCUCUAAUGAUCAAGUUAUUACAGAGCUUGAUUGUACAGAAGAAUAUGUUAAUCUUGUAAGAAGGAUUGAAAAAUUUAUCAAAAAGACAAAG